Molecule: messenger RNA, 4867 nt
Organism: Onychostoma macrolepis
Lineage: Eukaryota; Metazoa; Chordata; Actinopteri; Cypriniformes; Cyprinidae
Gene: nkx6-2
Product: NK6 homeobox 2
Exons: 3
Coding region: 2684-3517 (277 amino acids)
Biological process (GO): cell differentiation; regulation of transcription by RNA polymerase II
Cellular component (GO): nucleus
Molecular function (GO): DNA-binding transcription factor activity, RNA polymerase II-specific; RNA polymerase II cis-regulatory region sequence-specific DNA binding
Source: RefSeq, a predicted model, not a curated record
AGAGACAAACUGAAAGAGAAAGUCCUGACAGAUGCUCAGACACAGACACAGAUUGCAGACUUUAUUAGAGUAAGAUAAGAACUGUUUAAGAGAGCAUAAUCAGAGUAUAGUUAGACAGUACCAGCAAAUCUGUGCUGUAGAGUCUGACACCACUAAAAUGAGAUUUUGUUUAUGAUAAGCAGAGCCAGUGCAUCUUCUGUAAUGGAGGACAGUGACCGGCAGAUGGCGCUGUUUUCCUGUAAAUGAGUUCAGAGUCUCGCACCAAUCAACGAAGGUUACGGGGUUUUCUUUUUAAUGAAUUAACAUGUUCGUUCAUUUGAAAACGUGGUUUUAAGACUACUGUAAAAUUAGGAGAAUUCUUGAAAACUGACAUACUGUCCGAAAACCACGUGCAAACACUGCGAUUGCUGCUCAUUAGCUUUAGAUCAUGUUUCAAUGCACAACCUGUACGUGACGGAAAAAACUCAAAUGUGACGAAUACAACAGAACCAGAAACUCUAUUAUUAUUAUUAGUAUUAGUAGUAUUAGUAGUAUCAUCAACCACAACAGUGCAUUGAGUCAAGCAAUUUUACACUUAGAGUUUCGUUUAGAUUAGGGUUUAUUGUUUAUUUUUCAACUUGAUCUGAUACUUAUAUUACAGAUUAUACAGUAAAAAUAUUUGUUUACACAGCGUGAUUAUAUCAGGUCAUUUUACAUCCUAAAGCACUCUUCACAAACUCAUAAAAUACAGUAAUGAAUGUACAAAAACUUCACAUGAUCUGAAUAUUAUGUAAUUAUAAUCAAGCAUUGAUUUCGGAGGAAAACACGGAGAAACCUCAAAUAUAAAGGGAAAUAAUAAUAAUAAUCAUAUUAAAUUAAUAAUAAUAAUUCAGUGCAUUAAUCUCGGGAGUGUAAAUAGUUUUCGCUUUUUUUCUGACAGACUGCAGUGAUUUUAAUGAAGAGCAGCAGUUUUACUGUCACGAGCCUGAUUUACAUCACAGUCCAGCUGACUUACAACAUUAGAAUUACAGUAAUAACUCAGUAAUAAACUACACAACUGAAAAAGAUGAUGACCCGUUUCUGAGCUUCUUUGACACACAUCAGGAUUACAUGUGUGGGAAAUAUGAUAAAACGACAUUACAAACGAAUUUAUUGAUAUGUUAAGAUAGUAUCAACAAUUCAAUCACAAUCCACAAUUAACCUUUUUUUUUUUUUUUUUUUUUUUUUAACGGAGGAGGCCGAUAAAUAAAUAAAUAAAUAAAUAAUGGAAAAAGUGGAAAGUCAUAGUCAUAUUUCAAACGGCGCAUUUCUCCUUUCUCGUGGUUUUGAUGAAGGUCUAAAUAAUGUCGAAGCCUUUUAAAUUCCAGCACGGUCAUAUUUCACUCGUCCAUUCUCAUGAUCCAUAAAACAUAAGCGCUGCACUUAAACAGAUGAUCUCUGUCUCUGAUUCAAUUCACAAAACAACCCGCGAGGAGGGAAAAAACACAGAACAUGAAACAUUAAAGAUGUCAUAUAUAUAUUACAUGCAGCCUAAAUAUAGCUCAUGAGAAUAUUAUCAAAGCAAAUUUACAGUCAGCUCCAUUAAAUAAUUGCACAUGAAGUUAGAUAAAUGAUGUUAUCAGACCAGGAGAAAUGUCUCGUUAACAGUGGGUUAGAUAUGAUCAGCAUCAGAGAGUUUAAUACUGACGACUGAAUUAAAUAAGCCUGACUUAAAUCGCUUAUAGUCGCAUUUAAUUAUACACAGUAAAACAUUGCAUACUUUUUUUUUUCCCCAAACCAUGUGAUUCAUAUUUUAUGGUGUCAGUUAUUUUAGAUGAUUUGGAUAUUUUAGCAACAACCCAUUAAGUUGCAUAAGGGCGAUUAAGGUUGUAAAUGUCUAGUUUUUUAUUUUUAUUCGCUAAAACAGUGAGCGAUAUUUUCAACAAUAAUAAUAAAAACAUUCUAAUAACCUGCGAAAGAGAACAUAAAUCAGACUGCGUGUAUAAAUAAAUGUUUUCAAAUAAGGGUAAAAAAAGGUUUUACAUUUACCAGCUUCUACACGCUAGUUUUAAUAACCCGUGAUUAAGCGAAUCGAGCGUUUCAACUAUAAAUAGCGCGAUGAUGUCGAGUUUUCCGCACUUAAAAAGUGUUGCAUAUUUGUUCUAAACGGAACGGAUUAUAAGCGACUUCUGAAUGAACAAAUGAGCGGUGAAAAUAGCGUUAUUAGUUGCAUGGAGGUUAAUGUACUUACUCUGCCAGCGUCAUAAAGUAAACGCGUCUAUUGUGUCAAAUGCAACGCGAAACAAUGAUUUCUACAGUGCGACGCGUCAUUAAUGGUGCUACAAUACGAGCUUGAUGGAGUGCGGCUUUGUCCAUGCAAAUCCGCCGCCUCGCGUCCUCCAAUCAGAGCGUGGUGUCACUUAGCGUCUUCCAAUGGGAGAUACGCGCUUGCAGGUGGCGGCGCGGUUAUCUGCGCGUCAUCGCUGCUGGAGUCCAUUGAGCGGAGAACGGCGCUUCAGAUGCGGGCGAUCGCAGCACUCAAAGCGGGCGUGAGAUCUGCCGACGGCCGGCAUCGGGAUUCUGGGAUUCAUCGGGAAACGUUCGCGAACUUUGACUUGCGGUUUAAAGUUACAGUUCUAGUGGAUGAGUUGUGAAGUUGUGGGCGUUAAACUUUCUCGUACGAACUUUCUUGCUUUGCGGUUCGCCCUGUGGUUCACUCGCACCAAUGUUAGCGGUUGGGCAGAUGGAUAGUAACCGGCAGAGUGCGUUCGUUCUGGGCAGCACUCCACUGGCUGCGCUGCAUAACAUGACCGAGAUGAAGACUUCUUUAUUCCCGUACGCCCUGCAGAACCCUGCGGGCUUCAAGGCUCAUUCCUUCAGCAACCUGAGCUCUCAGAUCCCGCUGGGAACGCCGCACGGAAUUAGCGAUAUAUUAGGGAGACCCAUCACCUCCGCGGGACAGCUGCUCUCGGGCUUUCCCCGGAUCAACGGAUUGACAUCAGCCGGGAUGUACUUCAACCCCGCGGCGGUGUCUCGGUACCCCAAACCGCUGACGGAGUUGCCUGGGAGGGCGCCCAUAUUUUGGCCCGGAAUGAUGCAGGGUUCACCCUGGAGAGACCCGAGGGUUCCCUGUCCUGCCCAGGCAAAUAUGAUGCUGGACAAGGAUGGAAAGAAGAAACACUCCAGACCAACUUUCUCAGGACAGCAGAUUUUUGCCCUGGAGAAAACCUUCGAGCAGACCAAAUAUCUGGCCGGUCCGGAGAGAGCUCGACUCGCCUAUUCUCUGGGAAUGACCGAAAGCCAAGUCAAGGUUUGGUUUCAAAACAGAAGAACCAAAUGGCGGAAGAGACACGCGGCUGAAAUGGCCACGGCUAAAAAGAAACACGACUCAGAGACGGAGAAGAUGAAGGAGAGCUCAGAAAACGAGGAGGAUGAUGAAUAUAACAAACCUCUGGAUCCGAACUCCGACGACGAGAAAAUCACGAGACUGUUAAAAAAGCACAAGACGAGUAACCUGUCCCUCAUCAGCCCUUGCAGCAACAGCUCGGACACUUUGUGAUGAAACUGAGCAAAAGACUCUUCAUCAUCAUCAUCAUCACCAUCAUCUGCUUCAGAUUCUUCUGGAGAACCGAGGCAGAAUUAAGCAGGGUAUAAACACACUGUUCACGCUGCUUUUGCUUUACUUUGAAUGCGGUUGUACAGUUAGAAGUGGACGUGAGAUGUAUAUAUAUUUUUUACUGAGUAAAUUAUGUUAUUAAAGCAUCAUGGAGACGUGCCAACUUCCCCUCAUCAUUAUCAUUAAGAUCAUUUUUUGUCUUUGAUCGCAGAAGAAUAACGCCCUUUUCCUCCUAAAAGUUUCACUUUUUUAUUAUUUUGGAAACAGGUACACCAAGUGUAUAAAGAAGUGCCAGUGCUGUAAAUGAUGUGUAUAGAAUUUGUUUUAAUAAUGUCCUUUUGGCCGCUGGAGUUUAUGUUUUACCUCACAACAGGAAAAAUACACAAAGAUGGACAUAAAUAUCGACGAAGAGAAUAUUAUUGCUUCCGUGAGGACGGAAGAAAAAACUUUGUAUUAUCAAUAAAUUAUUUAACAAGCCAAAGUUUCAAAAAUGUCCUGGUCCUUUUUUAAUUUCAUACAUUUACUGAUUUUGUAGCGCAUAUAUUUUGAGAUGUGCUGUUAUUCGGCCGCGAGAAAAUUGCUAGCAAACGCAUAUUAUUAUAUAUCCGUGCAUUAAUAUUCUGAUAACGGUUCUUACACGAUUGUUACUAAUAAUUUAACAUUACAAACGUUCAUUUAAAGACGAGUACGCGUUUAUAGAGGGAAAACCAAUUUCCUACUAAAGCUUUAAGAAAUUCCGAUGUAAUAAGAUGAAUAUUUAGUCUCCUUUUUGGAGGUUUUAUUUUAGGAGCCUGAACUGCUUCUGGUGAAGAUGAUCAGUCAUAGGUCUUUAAACAUGCAUUUAUAGAUUAGCUUAUAUUUGUAUUUCUCAGUCCAAGCGAGCAUUAUUAUUAUUAUUAUUUUUUUAAACCUGUGUGCGAAUCAUUUAAUGUCUUUAAGGAACAUUUCUGUCGCGUUAUUCGCAAUGCAAAUGUCUCGUGACCCCGUUAACUAUUAAAAUUAACAUAUUAUACAUGUUGAAAAAACUUUUUUUUUGUGACAUGCAGAUUUAUUCUUAAACAGUUGUAAGUCACGACAGUAGACUAUGAUUUCGAUAUUAAUCGCAACGAAUAUCGCGCAUUGUGUUGCUAUGGUAACGGCAGGUAAAAGCGAACUUGCGAACGACUUAACUUUUGUGGUUACAGAAAUGCUGUUAAAAAGUGUAUAUAAAAUAUACUUGCAUGCAAAAAAAAAAAAAAUUCUCGAACUUUCUGCUGAGAGUUUCCAUUGUCAAUUAUGUGUAUUUCCACUCAC